CCCUCAGUGUGCUUCAUUCCCCAUCAUGGAGAGUCAGAGAGUCCAGUCCUCGUACAGGAAGCGUUUUGGGCCUCAGGGCUCGGGCAGCACAGCAGUCAGACUUGGGAGCCUUUCUUCCAGCCGCCUCUCCUGGCAUGGCACCCCUCGCACCUUCACCCACUCCAGCCCGAUAUCCCGGAUCUCCCUGGGCUCGAGCAGCACGGCCCUGCUCCUGGGGAGCCCCAUGGACCGGCUGGACUUCUCAGCCGACUCCCUGAUGAAGGCCCAGUUCAAGGAGACGCGCACCAACGAGAAGGUGGAGAUGAUGGGCCUGAACGACCGUUUCGCCAGCUACAUAGAGAAGGUGCGCCUGUUGGAGCAGCAGAACAAGGUGCUGGUGGCGGAGCUGAGCCAGCUGAAGGGGAAGGAGCCCAGCCGCCUGGGAGACAUCUACCAGGAGGAGCUGAGAGAGCUGCGCAGGCAGGUGGACGGCCUCACCGCUGGCAAAGCACGGAUGGAGAUCGAGAAGGACAACCUGGCUGCAGAUGUCAACAUGCUCAAGCAGAGGUUGCAAGAUGAGACUGGCCUCCGACAGGAUGCAGAGAACAAUUUGAAUGCCUACAGACAGGAUGUGGAUGAGGCGGCUCUCAAUCGUGUCCACUUAGAGAGGAAGAUCGAUGCCCUGCUGGAGGAGAUUAACUUCCUGAAGAAGACUCAUGAGGAGGAGCAGCGUGAGUUACAGGAGCAGAUCAUGGCCCAGCAGGUGCACGUUGACCUGGAUGUGUCCAAACCAGACCUGACUGCUGCUCUGAGGGACAUCAGGGUCCAGUAUGAAACCAUGGCCACCGCAAACAUACAUGAGACGGAGGACUUGUACCGAUCCAAGUUUAAUGACCUGACAGAUGCAGCCAAUCGAAACACAGAAGCCCUGCGCCAGACCAAACAGGAGGCCAAUGAAUACCGCCGUCAGCUCCAAGCGAUGACCUGCGAUCUUGAGGCUCUUCGCGGGACAAACGAGUCUCUGGAACGCCAGCUCCGGGAGAUGGAGGACCGCUUCGCCACGGAGACUUCUGGUUACCAGGAUACAGUGUGCCGUCUGGAGGAGGACAUCCACGCGCUGAAGGAGGAUAUGGCGAGACACCUGCAGGAGUAUCAAGACCUCCUCAACGUCAAACUGGCCCUGGAUAUCGAGAUCGCCACCUACAGGAAGCUGCUGGAGGGAGAGGAGAGCAGGAUCACUAUUCCAGUUCAGAGCUUUUCCAACAUGCAGUUUAGAGAAACCAACCUGGACACUAAAACUCCAGAGGCCCACGUGAAGAGGAGCAUCCUGGUUCGAACUGUGGAGACCAGAGAUGGCGAGAUCAUUAAGGAAUCAACAACUGAACACAAAGACCUUCCUUAAAGUUGAGUCACGAUCUGAGGAUUAGUACAAUUUUCGCUGUUGUUUCCAAACCACAAAGCUGCCCCAUCACAGUCAUCACAUCAUUUCAUUUUUCUCUCCUUUCAUCAUCACCUGCAGGCUAAUCUGUUCACUGCCCCACAGCCAUGACAUAACCAUUAAAUACUCCUAGACUGUUUAAUUCUAAUUUAGACUGACCGAGCAGAUAUUUUAGCAUUGUUUCAGAUUAGCUGCCAUAGAAGAGGCCUUGAAACGUAGUGAUUGUGUUCAGCUAACAUGUAGCACGGUGGAGGUUGACGUGUGGUUAUGUGUAUGUGAAAUGUGGCAAGGGAAGUACAAGAGGGAGUUGGGUUUUUUGCUGAAAUCAGAAUUGGAUUUAGGCAGGAAAUUGGAGGUAUAUGUAUGUUUGAGCAGCUUUUGGCAGAACGACAGGUGAAUUUUUUACCUUUGCCUGGUGCUAUUUUUGCAUUUGUUGUAGCAGCAGCCGCCUCUGCUUGUGUGUUGCUGCUCGUAUGACCUGUACAGGUGUUUUCAAUUAGUGCAAUCCUGUCUCACUUCUGGCUAAUUAGACGUGUGCUCAGAUCGCAGCUGGGUGGAGAUCAUCAAACUCAGUAUGUGUUGAUGUUACAACCCUCAACCUCACUGGGUGGCCAAACAGCCUGCUAUGGCUGCUUUUGAUGGGUAAAACUGCAACACCAGGAGAUACAACAACAAAUGGGAUGUACGACAGUCAGUGAUCUGCAGGAAUUGAGUUUACAGACAGUAUAGCACACUAGGGAGGCACACUAGACAAAUCCCAAAGGCACUUGAGAGUUGAGCAAGAUCCGUUGGCAGAAUCGAAAUCUCGAAAGACAUCAGACAAACAGAGACAGAUGACAGGCAAUCGAGAUUAAAUCCCUGCCAAAAUUAAAUGAAAGGUGCGAUGAUUGAUGCAUGACUUUUGGCAUCAGGAUUCCAAUUAUCUCGCGAAAUUGCAAAACGGUUGCCUGAAUCCUGUCUUGUGCAGCCCAUUUUUGCUGCGUCUACUCCAUGUGACUGCACCAAAUAGCAGAUGCUAUGUUUGAAUUCUUUCCACUCAGAGGUUAGUGAUCAUGGCAACCUUUUACGGUGAUGUCACAUGCAUUACCGUAUAUAAAAAGUUGUCCAAUAAAAACUAACUAACAACAGAGUCAGGAGAGUCUGUCUAAACCCACACAGUCCUGAGGGGAGGUCGAAUAAGUUCCUCCAUCACUUCACUUCUGCUCUUCUGCAUCCUCCGUUCAUCGCACGCUCAGCUCUUGGUGUCCUCUGUCUCUUGAACGCAAGCUGAUAAGACAUUUUGUUGACACCAGGACGCGUCAGGGCAUGCCCACUUAUCCAGCAGGUGUGAUAGGGGAAGAGCCAGGUUGAGGAGGUGUUUGGAAGCCGACGCGUCCUCCAGCCUCCAGUUAAUCCACCAACCUCCCUCCUUCAAAUUCACCGGUCAAUUGCUGUAGUGUUUUGACUGAUAGCAGAGAGAGAGAGAUGCAGAGACGGUGGAAAAUGCUGUGGAGAUAAUCUCCAACAAAUCCCUCAGCACCAGAAACCUUUAUGUUUUUAUUUUGAAAGAGAGGAUGCUGGGGUACAAAGGAAAAGGAGGAUGGGAGGAUGGAAGGAUGGAUGUCACAGCUCAAACACUGUAAUCCAACAUGCCUCCUGCUUUGUUGGAAGUCCCGCUGUCUGAAGCUGUGCAGACAGGCCCUGCCACUAAUGAGGGUGGUGCUACGCAGAAGCUGGCUGUCGCUGCGCUCGUCGCCAAGGACACGCUGUGAAUUUGUUUUCCCAUGUGCCUCCCACCUUCUCCCCUCCACAACUUCCACUCCUGUCACUCAGCCCCUUCUCCUGUUUCUCCCAAUAACACGCAGGCCUCUCUUGUAUACACUGUGUUUUUAUAGAUAUCAUUUCUGACUUCUGUGUUUUGUAGCAAAGACACAGAUGAUUUUUUUUGUUGUUGGAAGAAACAUCUGCAGAUGGGACUAUAACAUUAGUUUUGACCAAUGCUACACGCUAUGACGUCAUGUUAACUUAACAACAAUAAAACAUUUUGUUUGUUAGAGA
Messenger RNA from Sebastes umbrosus (honeycomb rockfish), 3454 nucleotides. RefSeq names its product glial fibrillary acidic protein (gene gfap). Bases 26 to 1381 code for a protein of 451 amino acids. The transcript is spliced from 9 exons. Gene Ontology annotation, molecular function: structural constituent of cytoskeleton. Gene Ontology annotation, cellular component: intermediate filament; cytoplasm; cell projection. Gene Ontology annotation, biological process: intermediate filament organization; regulation of chaperone-mediated autophagy. Lineage: Eukaryota; Metazoa; Chordata; Actinopteri; Perciformes; Sebastidae. The record is from RefSeq and is a predicted model, not a curated record.